Messenger RNA from Mizuhopecten yessoensis (Yesso scallop), 2660 nucleotides. Its product is annotated as heat shock 70 kDa protein 12B-like. NCBI's taxonomy places the organism in Eukaryota, Metazoa, Mollusca, Bivalvia, Pectinida, Pectinidae. Bases 102 to 1880 code for a protein of 592 amino acids. The transcript has 5 exons. The record is from RefSeq and is a predicted model, not a curated record. Gene Ontology annotation, molecular function: ATP-dependent protein folding chaperone; ATP binding.
UUCAGAAUUGAUACCUGUUGUGCUGCCAUUGUUGUGACGAAUGUAGAUAAAGAGAUCCAAUGUAUCGAGCACAGCUCAAUCUGUAAACAAAUUGUCAGAAAAUGGCGACGAAAUACGCCCGUCCAACACCUAGUUGUUCCGACAGACUGUUCGUAGCUGCCAUUGAUUUUGGUACCACGUAUUCCGGCUAUGCUUUCUCCUUCCGGCAUGACUUCAUAAAAGAUCCGAGCAAGAUCAACUCUAACCAAACGUGGAUUGCGGGACACAAGAAUCUGUUCUCCCUCAAAGCACCGACAUGUGUACUACUGAAGCCCGACCGAACGUUCGACUCAUUCGGUUACGAGGCUGAGGACAAAUAUACAGAACUGUUCCAGGAAGACAGCCAUGAGGACUGGUACUUUUUCAAACGCUUCAAAAUGACGCUACACAACAAUAUGAACCUCCGGCGGGACCAUAUGAUACCAGAUAUCACCAACAAGAAAGAAAUGCCCGCCCGGGACAUAUUCGCCCACGGAAUCAAGUUUCUGAAGGACCACCUGAUGAAGCACCUACACACAAAGGGAAUAUACGAGGCAAUAGAUGACGAGCGCUACAUUCACUGGGUCCUCACUGUCCCCGCAAUCUGGAACGACAGUGCCAAACAAUUCAUGCGGGAGGCUGCACAAAAGGCUGGUAUAAAGGAACACCAGUUGUCUAUCGCCUUAGAACCGGAAGCCGCUGCUCUAUUCUGCAGAAUACUUCCGGUCGAAAAACUAGACACUGGGUCUGGAAAAUGUCUUGGGAUGUUUAGUCCGGGGACUGAAUAUAUGGUUCUGGAUCUCGGAGGUGGUACUGUUGAUGUGACGGUCCAAAGAGUCCUUGAGGAGGGGAACCUAGAGGAGGUAUUCAAGGCAAGCGGGGGUGCCUGGGGCGGGACCAAAGUAGAUGAGUCCUUCCUCCAGCUUCUGGUUGAAGUCGUAGGAACAAAUGUCAUGAAGACGUUUAAGGAAAACUACCCGGGUGACGAACUAGAACUAUUUAGAGAGUUUGAAACGAAAAAGAGGACGAUCACAAACAGUUGUAGCAACCGGGUGACGCUCAGGAUGCCGAUCCAACUAGACGAGGCGUAUGAGGAAGAAUUCGGCACUACACUUAAAGAAACAAUCAAACAGACCAACUUCAAGGGAAAGAUGAACUGGACCGGCGACAAACUAAGAGUUGACCCGGAAAUAAUUAGGAACCUAUUUGCACUGUCAGCUGAUAGCAUUGUACAACAUGUAAGAGACCUGUUGAAGAACGAAGCUUGCAGAAAUGUCAACACUUUGUUGAUGGUUGGCGGCUUCUCGGAGUGUGUCCUCAUACAGGACGCAAUCAAAUCUAACCUCUCAGACAAACGUGUGAUCAUCCCAGAGGAAGCGGGUCUGGCAGUGGUGAAGGGUGCCGUGCUGUUCGGACACAACCCACUCACCAUCAUCUCACGAAAAUCGAAGUAUACCUACGGUAUUUCAAUCACACGCAACUUCAAGUCAGGUGAUCCUGUCGAAAAACGAAUCAACGUCAGAGGGAUCGAUAAAUGCAGUACUGUCUUCUCCAAACACGUGGAGGUAAAUCAAACAGUCUCAGUCGGAGAGGCGCUCGAGACACAGACGUACCGUCCCCUUUACGCAGACUCGACUAGUGUGGUAGUGAAGAUAUUUACCUCCGACGAUGAGAACCCCCGAUACACAACUGACCCGUUGUGUAACUAUCUCGGCAAGAUCGACGUACCGCUGUCCCCGGGAUCGGACGAGAACACCGUGAUUGAGGUCAAAAUGACGUUUGGUGAUACGGAGCUUGCAGUAGAGGCUUGUGAAGAAAAUGGUAGACCUCUUAUGGCAACAUUCGAUUUUCUGGACCAUUGACUUCUGUACAUGUGUGUCAGGGACAGGUUUCCCCUAGACUGGACGAAUGUUUCACACUACCAUCUGAAUUCCUCAACACAACUUAACAUAAAAUGUCCAGUUAUGUUGUGCUGUAGACUGACUUUCAUUAUAUGAUUUUCCCCUGAUUUGAUCUAGUAUUCUUUGUAGUGAUGAACAAUGUUGUGACUUGUAAGCCAUGAACAUACCAUUGUGAUACAUACAUGUAACACACGGUGAUAUGAAGGUAAAUAGGUCGAAACUGUUUUCUGGAUUCGAUUAUUAUUAUGACAAUAACGUCUUAUUCACCUCCACGAUUAAAGGGGGAUUACUCAACAGUUGGUACAUUUCUCCUUUUUAUAUACUUCGUAGAAGAAAAAGCUAUAUUUUUGUUGAUCUGAUCGAUACAAAGUAGGGCGGAUAACAUCCACGUUAACGACCAGGUAUACAUAGGAACAAAUUAACCACUGUAAAAGAUGUACAUGUAUUACAUGCAGGGAUGCAUCAAAAGUAACAAAGAAUACGGCAAUGUCAAACACCUGUUACAACUAGGAACUAAUUACAAAACCGAUAACAACCAGUUGAUAAGGAACAACGUACAUCAUUGUUACUGGCCUGUUACAACUAGGAACAAAGUACAAUACCAAUAACAACCAGUUGAUAAGGAACAAAGUACAACAUUGUUACUAGCCUGUUACAACUAGGAACAAAGUACAAUACCGAUAACAACCAGUUAAUAAGGAACAAAGUACAACAUUGUUACUGGCCUGUUACAACUAGGAA